Messenger RNA from Ixodes scapularis (black-legged tick), 873 nucleotides. RefSeq lists its product as uncharacterized. NCBI's taxonomy places the organism in Eukaryota, Metazoa, Arthropoda, Arachnida, Ixodida, Ixodidae. The record is from RefSeq and is a predicted model, not a curated record. The coding region runs from base 1 to 873 and encodes 290 amino acids. Gene Ontology annotation, molecular function: protein dimerization activity. The transcript has a single exon.
AUGAACCCCAUCACGGAGGCGUAUCUCAAGUUCAUGCAAUAUGCGCUUGGCUUCUUCAACAAGCUUAACGCAAUGUUUCAGAACAAGGACAGCCUAAUCGCAGUCAUUCAAGAGGAAAGCCAAAGACUACUGAGGUGCCUAUGCCAGAAUUUCAUGAAGCCGUCUUCUAUUGAGGACCCUGCUAAACUCAAUCCACUCGACCCCAGAAAUCUGCUGGCCUUGGAGGAGCUGUACGUUGGAGCAGGCUGCCAGGGAAUCCUGGACAAGAUCACCAUGGAAGGAGGAUCAUCCGAAGUUCGUGACUUCAAGCUGCGCUGCAUGUCUUUUUAUCAAACCGCAGUGCUCGAAGUCCAGAAAAGGCUUCCGAUUUCCGGACCCUUCUUCCACGAAGUGCGGUUUGUGCAGCCCUCAACGGCAUUGAGCUACGAGGCCCGGAAACGUCUGCCAUCGUUGCCCGUGCUUCAAGAUCGCUACAAGCACCUCCUACCCAGUGUCGGCGAUGUUGAGCAAGAGUGGCGAAUGCUUCCCUCGUUCUUCACAGAGAGUGAGAAGAUUGAGCUGCAAACCAAGUCGCCAGACGCGUUCUGGGGUCAGGUGAGCAAGACGAAGACGUUCGAUGACAAACUAGUACUUCCUAACAUUGCUACCCUGGCAAAGCUGGUCCUCACCCUUCCUCACUCCAAUGCAGAAACAGAGCGCAUCUUUUCAAUGUUGAGUGACAUGAAGACCCGUAAAAGAAACAGGCUUGGGCCGGAGAGUGUCAACGCCCUGCUCUUGGUCAAGUCAGCCAUGGCUACCCGGGGAGAGACGUGUGUCAACUUCACUGUGAAAGAAGGACACAUGAAGCUCUUUAACAAGGAAAUGUACAACUAA